GCGCCAAGAAAUAAUAUUUUCAGUAGAGGGGUGAGGGAUAAGGUUUCUUUGCUUUCAGCUUCUCUCUCUCUCCUGGAGUUCUAAUCUUCGACUUUUCUCUCCUUGUGGCUCACAUUCUCGAUACAAAAUAAAACGGCGUUUCCCUUGUCUCGUCCUAUCUCUGUUAUCUCGCUUGCUCGGAAACUUGUAGAGAGAGAAAGUGAAGCGAAGAGAGAAUCUCCCUUUGUCUGUCCUGCGAAACCCUAAGUGCUUAGUAGCCAUGUCCACUCUUCAAGCUUCUCUUAUCUGCAAACCUUCAUUGGCUUUUUCGAAGCCUUAUUCUUCUUCGUCUGCGAGGCGUGUUUGUCUCUCUAGACUGUCUGUUUGUAGGAUUUCUUUUUCUGCAUUCAAAGCUGUUUCCCCGAAAUCGAGAUUUCGCAAUCACCGGUUGUCAAUUCGAUGCACAUUGCAGCCGGAGAUGGAGGGUGAGUGGCAGGAAGUGGAAAAUUUGGUGAUGAAUUCAGGGGAAUCGGAGGGAGGAUUGGUGGAGGCGGAGCAGGGGGUUUCGGGAUUGGAGGCGGUGGAGAGUGAGGGUUUGGUGGAGAAUGAGGGGACGAAGAGUCGGCUUGCGGUGGUGGUGUUUGCGAUGGGAGUGUGGGGAGCGGUGAGGACAUGGUUUGAGAAGGUGCUGGGGUCGGAGUGGUUCAGUUGGUGGCCGUUUUGGCGGCAGGAGAAGCGGUUGGAGCGGCUGAUUUCGGAGGCGGAUGCGAAUCCUAAGGAUGUUGAGAAGCAGAGCGCGCUGCUGGUUGAACUCAAUAAACACAGUCCUGAGUCUGUCAUCAAGAGAUUUGAACAAAGGGAUCAUGCAGUAGACAGUAGAGGAGUUGCAGAAUAUCUUCGAGCUCUAGUGGUCACUAAUGCAAUUGCUGAAUAUCUUCCAGAUGAGCAAUCUGGAAAACCUUCUAGCCUUCCUACAUUGUUGCAAGAAUUGAAGCAGCGUGCCUCAGGAAACAUGGAUGAAGCCUUUUUGAACCCUGGCAUAUCUGAGAAGCAGCCGUUGCAUGUUGUGAUGGUUGAUCCUAAAGUUUCAAGCAGAUCAUCACGUUUUGCACAAGAGCUGAUCUCAACUAUCUUGUUCACAGUUGCUGUUGGUUUGGUGUGGGUAAUGGGUGCUGCUGCACUCCAGAAGUACAUAGGUAGCUUAGGUGGGAUAGGUGCAUCAGGUGUUGGCUCAAGCUCUUCCUAUGCGCCUAAAGAGUUAAAUAAAGAAGUUAUGCCGGAGAAGAAUGUUAAGACAUUUAAGGAUGUGAAAGGCUGUGAUGAUGCAAAACAGGAGCUUGAGGAAGUAGUGGAGUACCUCAAAAACCCUGCAAAGUUUACUAGACUUGGGGGGAAAUUGCCAAAGGGAAUUCUUUUGACAGGAGCACCUGGCACAGGAAAAACUCUGCUUGCCAAGGCUAUUGCUGGAGAGGCUGGAGUACCAUUUUUCUAUAGAGCAGGUUCUGAAUUUGAAGAAAUGUUUGUUGGGGUUGGUGCUCGGCGUGUAAGAUCCUUAUUUCAAGCAGCUAAAAAAAAGGCUCCUUGCAUCAUUUUCAUUGAUGAAAUAGAUGCUGUUGGAUCUACACGAAAGCAAUGGGAAGGCCAUACAAAAAAAACAUUGCACCAACUGCUUGUUGAAAUGGAUGGUUUUGAACAGAAUGAGGGCAUAAUAUUGAUGGCAGCAACAAACUUGCCUGAUAUUCUUGAUCCAGCUUUAACAAGACCUGGUAGAUUUGACAGGCAUAUUGUUGUUCCAAAUCCAGAUGUGAGGGGCCGUCAAGAGAUAUUGGAGCUCUAUCUGCAGGAUAAACCAUUGUCUGAUGAUGUAGAUGUCAAAGCAAUUGCUCGUGGCACCCCAGGGUUCAAUGGGGCUGAUCUUGCAAAUUUGGUAAACAUAGCUGCCAUUAAGGCUGCUGUUGAAGGUGCUGACAAGUUAAAUGCUUCACAAUUGGAGUUCGCAAAAGAUAGGAUAAUCAUGGGAACAGAGCGGAAAACAAUGUUCUUAUCAGAAGAAUCAAAGAAGCUUACUGCAUAUCAUGAGAGCGGUCAUGCAAUUGUUGCCUUCAACACAGAUGGUGCUCAUCCAAUUCAUAAGGCAACAAUUAUGCCUCGGGGAUCUGCUUUGGGAAUGGUUACUCAGCUUCCUUCAAAUGAUGAGACAACAAUUAGCAAGAAGCAGUUAUUAGCUCGUCUUGAUGUUUGUAUGGGAGGAAGAGUAGCAGAAGAGCUUAUCUUUGGUCAAGACCAUGUCACAACCGGAGCAAGUAGUGAUCUAAACACAGCCACAGAGCUUGCCCAAUAUAUGGUAUCUACUUGCGGGAUGAGUGAUACAAUUGGGCCAAUUUAUAUCAAAGAUCGACCAGGUGUAGAAAUGGAAUCGCGAAUUGAUGCGGAAGUGGUGAAGCUCCUCAGAGAAGCCUAUGACCGUGUGAAAGCCCUGCUAAAGAAGCACGAGAAGGCGCUACAUGCCUUGGCAAACGCACUUUUAGAGUGUGAAACCCUCAAUGCAGAAGACAUCAAACGCAUCCUUCUUCCUUACCGAGAAGGCCGGCUGCCUGAGCAACAAACGCAGCCAGAGGUGGAUGAGGAGCUGGCGUUGGCUUAAAAUGCAGGUCUCAUCUUUAUGUGUAACCUACUAAAAAACCUGUAGGGGGGACCUCUGUACAGUGUAUUCAAAUCACAUCAGGUAAAAAAAUUUAUUUAUACAAAAUUAUUAUUUCCCCCC
Messenger RNA from Vitis vinifera (wine grape), 2743 nucleotides. Its product is annotated as ATP-dependent zinc metalloprotease FTSH 11, chloroplastic/mitochondrial. The coding region runs from base 260 to 2623 and encodes 787 amino acids. Gene Ontology annotation, cellular component: membrane; chloroplast thylakoid. Gene Ontology annotation, molecular function: ATP binding; metalloendopeptidase activity; ATP-dependent peptidase activity. The record is from RefSeq and is a predicted model, not a curated record. NCBI's taxonomy places the organism in Eukaryota, Viridiplantae, Streptophyta, Magnoliopsida, Vitales, Vitaceae. Gene Ontology annotation, biological process: proteolysis. The transcript has 17 exons.